Zootoca vivipara (common lizard) is the source of this 5379-nucleotide messenger RNA. The record is from RefSeq and is a predicted model, not a curated record. NCBI's taxonomy places the organism in Eukaryota, Metazoa, Chordata, Lepidosauria, Squamata, Lacertidae.
CGUUACUGUUUUUGCCUGUGGCUGCCUGGGUGUUCGUUUCCCCACCCAUUCCUUUCCCUUUCAAUUCAACUUCCACAGAUCUUGUGGGGAAAGUGAUGAGUCUUCAUCAGAUUGGCACAUUGCUCAGUCAACAUUAGAGAGGGUGGAGUAGCAUAGUGAUUCAUUGUAAGCUAUGAGCCAAUAAGUCCUAGUGUCAAAUCUCAGCUCAUUCUGAAAGUAGCCUUAAGCAAACUCCCUCUCAUAGCUUUAGUGUUUUGUGUGCAAUAUUUUGUUUACUGUUUAUUACAUUUCCUCCUGGAACUCAAGGUGGUGGUGUUCAUAGGGUUCUCAGGUAGUCUCUCAAGAUCAGGCCUGGACCAGCUUAGCUUCAGAAGGGUUGCCCUUGGACCUGUGGGACUAAAACUGGUGUAUCUUACUGCAACAUUUCCAUUCUAGCUCACAUAAAUGUUUGCCGGAUGGCCAAAAUGCCCACCUAUAAAUAUUGGCCACUUCUGGUAUGUUUAUAGCCUUGGAGAAGAAAAUAAUUAUCUACCAAAUUACAAAUGCUUUGCUUUUUGGCUACCUGGAGACAAUUGUUGCUUGCCACAGGUGACCAGAUGAGUGGCUAUUUAUAAUUCUACUUUACAAAUUUAAGGAUAACUGUGGCUGAAUCACAUGCUAAUUGAUUUCUCAUCACUCAGUUGGUUAUAAUCUCUUGAGCCCCAGCUGAAUGUGUGAGCACUGAAAUAACAAUGUGCCUGAGGUAGUCUUGUUAGAUUUGGCCAUUUCAGUUCUGCAACUCAUCACUUGAUGUUGUGGCCAUCAAGUGAUGAUUAUGCAUAUGUGAAUUUGCCCUUUCAUAAUGUAUCUGAAGUAUUUGAAGUGCUUAAGAAAAGCACUGUAUAAAUUACAAUCGUGCCUUGUUCAUUCCGGAAGUCCAUUCAACUUCUGAAAACAUUCAGAAACCAAGGCACAGCUUCUGAUUGGCUGCAGGAGCUUCCUGCACUCAAUUACAAGCUGCGUUGGACGUUCGGCUUCCAAAAAACGUUUGCAAAAACAGAACACUCACUUCUGGGUUUGCGGCGUUCGGGAACCAAAACAUUCGAGUCACAAGGCGUUCGAGAACCAAGGAUGGCAAGUAGACUGCCAGAUCUUGAGGAGCAAGAUGAGGAUGAGUGUGAGCCAGCUGAGUCAAAGGGGUCAGAUAACACUGUGCGUUCCGACAGCACCUUUGGGACUGAAAGCCCAGAGGCAGGUGACGGUGGUCACCCUACCCCUGAAGAUGGAAGCGCAACAUGCUCUCAAUCCGUGAGAAGUGAAGAGCUUGAUUCUGAGCACCAGAUUAACUGUACAUUCUCAGUCUCGCUGGCUGUUCCAGUUGUAACUUCAACAAAUAAGCCUGCGAUGGCCUCUAGACAAUCUAUUUCAAGAACAGCAUCUAAAAUGAGAGACUCGUAUAUUCCAAAAAUGCAUCGUUUUUAUCAUAUUGAAUAUUUUCUUCUGCCGGAUGAUGUUGAACCCCGAAAAUUAGAUUUGGUGCUAUUUGGUCCAGUGGCUAAACUCUUUCUGGAAACAGAAUCUAAGCCAGAGACUCCAAAGGACAGUGAGCGGCCCAAGUCGAAAAAGGGAAGUGCGCUGCAUAUUUCAGUUGUGAGACCAUGGCUUGAAAACGACCAGAUAUGGGUGUCAUGGAAUCAUAGUGUUGAAAUUAAUGUUACCACCGACUUUCUAAUGAAGCUAAGAGAUCACAGUAUAAAGCUGAGAAUAUGGGACAGCAAGGAGAAGGUUUGUUCAAAAGCCAAGUAUAGUAAACCAAAGGCUACUGCACUACCAUCGGAUCAAGGAUCUCUUGAAGUAAAGCAAAUGAUUUUGCUUCAAAGAAACUUCUUGGAAAAACGUCAACCCAAAGCCAGUUACACAAAAAUUACACCACCAGAAGUGUCCCCCGUAUCAGUGAAGUCAGCAGUUGGCAUUAUAGAAGGUUCUCCUAGUUCGGCUGCAAGCAAGCACCUGGAUGAAGAUGCUGUCACUGAACAAAAAACUUCCCGUAAAUCGCUGAGUGCAUUCAGUAUUUCUGGGAGCAUACCCUCUUCUCUCAGAGAAAGAACUAAACAGGAGGCCAAAGCUUUAAAGCAGAAAUUGCAUUCAAAAGCUCGUACUAAAGCAACAGGCUCGGCAAUUUUGAAAACUAAUAUAGAAAAAAUGAUGGAACAUUCAGAAAGGAAGGAGACACCAGAUGGAGGGCACCAGCAGUCACCAGAAAAAAAGAAACCCUCACGAGUUUUAGACAAAAGAUCUGCAUCAAGCACCCAGAAAUCAACUACUAAAGAAAGUGCAGCUGCAACAGCUCUGGCAAAGAAGUUUGGAAUAGCUUUUUUAGAGCUGAACCUCAUGCCCCUCUUGUCAGGACAACGCCAAAUGGUCAGUCAGCUAGGAGAGAAAUGCCCUAAACUUUGCGACGCAUACCUUAGCUUUUCUGUUGAAGGGACGCUGAUGAGUGAGAAACAGAAACAUGAAUUAAAUCCACUGAUUAUUAAGAUUAACUCCGCAAGGUGCUUACCAGACACCCCUGUUCCAAUUAAAGUGCUACAGCGUUCAUGCCUUCCUAUUUACUGCAAGUACAAAUUCCAUAAUAUGGAGCCACAUCGGACGCAAAACCGGGAUCAUGGCUCUCAUGUCUUCUUUAAGGAUACCAAUGUGGUUCUUGCAGGAACAAUAAGACGUGACGAACUGGAGGAGUAUCUAAGAGGACCACCCUUGGAAAUCGAGGUUCAUGAUCGGGACAAAAUAUGGCAAGAUGUCGAUAUAAAGCCUUCGUUGUUUGGAGAGGAGCCAGGAGACCCCCGGCUAAGCCAUUUGAGCUCGGUCACUUCUAGAUAUGUGGCCCAGAAUCCCAUGAAAGGCAUGGGGGAAAUGUGGCACCCAUAUGGGGUAGCCAAAAUCCGCUUGGCUGAACUACUGCUAGGUGAAAAGGCCUUGAAUUUCUCUGCGCCAAUUCACAACUGCUCUGCUCGGGAUAUUGGUGCCACUCAGAAGGCUAAGACUGCUGACGGCUCUCCGGUGUCCCAGAUUCCAGUGGGGCAUUAUGUGAGCUCAGGGGCCUUUCUUAAAGUAAGAGUUGAAAUAGCUGUUCCAUUAAGUCCCCAAGAUGAAGCAGAGGACACCCAAGAUGAUUAUUGCCCCUAUGGCUGCAUCAUCUAUGUUUUCGACUAUAAAAACAGCUCUCUCAUAAGUUACUUGCUGCAGGAGAUUACAAAAAUCAAUGCAGAGGCUCUAGAACUGGAUUCGUAUCCUCUACGCAUCCUUCAUAAAUCUCUUAAUGCCUUAAAACUGAAUAACAGGAUGACUUACGAGGAGAUUUCUCAACUGGAUGUUCUUACUGGGUUUCAUAUUCUGGAUGGAUCCAUUCACCUUCUUAUCGUGGAAGGCUUAAAGAACAAAGCCCUUAAGAGGUUAUGGAAUAAACGAAUAGACAGGUUGCAUGAAUCUAAAAUUGGAAGAUUACAAAUAUUCUAUAACUCACACUUCUCUUUUCAUCAGCGCCUAUAUGUAGACCUUGAAGCCAUCCUGCUUCAUAUCCGUCUCUGCAAGCCACUAUCUAAUAUCGUGAAUCAGCCUUUGUUAUAUAUCAAGGACAUGGUUCCCCUUCAGUGUUUUGAAGCUCUAAUCAGGCUUGAUUCUAUCUGCCGCAGUAUGAAGUUAAGAGAUGUGGUCCAUCACGAUCUCUUGCCAUCUGCAGAAAUGAUCACAGUGUUGAGCCAAGAGUUUGGGAUCCCAUUGAAAAGGGAUGACUUGGUCAUCCAGCAAUACCCAGAGAUCUCAGGGAUAUUUGAUAUGCCACCAAAGGAUUCGUAUGUGAGAAAAUACAGGCGUUUCCCUCUAGAUAACCACAACGAAGAGUACAUACUUAGAAAAAGGGAAAUGGAAAGUCAGACACAAGAAGACUUUAUCCAGUCUAAUAUUGAGAAUAUACAUCUACUCAGCAAGAUGGUGAAAAGGGAAGGCAGGAAAAUCAUCAGGGCUUUCCCUUCUGAUGGCAAGUCCAUCUUUAAUUACAGUUGCCAGACGUUCAAUUCUGCAGAAAUUGCAAAGAAGCUGCUUCGUCAAGAGAUGGCAGAGUAUCCAGGCAAUAGGUUUACUUACAAUCAUGAAUAUCUGUCAGCCAUAUUUGACCCAGUAGAUGAAGACAGCGUGCUCAAGGAGUCUAUGCACCAAUCGGAGAUGAUGUGGCUCUCCCCAGGAGGGUUUGUGUAUCCUGGAUAUAAGAGCAGCCUCGAGUCCAACCGGCAUCCUCGUAGGCCUGACGAAGCACGAGUGAUGGAGCUGCGUGAGACAUGGCAGGAGCACUUGAAAGCCAGUGACAUGACAAUUCCGGACCGGGACAGAUGGCCUUGGGACAAGAGACAUGCAGAUUUUGAGCUUUACAAAAAGAAGCCUCCAUGUGCCCAUGUGCUUCUUGAUACUCGGAGAGAAGAGCCUCCGAAAGAGAUACAAUGCAACACUGCAAUGAAAGUUCAUCGAUGCUCCCCAUCGACAGAGCUCACUGCAAGUGGACCCAAAGCCAGCUGCCAGCUAGCCAGGCUCCAGGGACUCCUGAAAGAUGCACCGGCCAAGCUGUCCCUAAGAAUGCUGCCUACCCCAGUUGCUGGAAUGGCAGACCAAGUGGAUGUGGAGAGGAUCUCCAAAGCAUUUGUUCCUGGCGAUGAUCCACUCCUCAGCCUGAAGAGGAAUGACAAUAUAGUUCCAUGCUAUGACAGGAAACAUGAUACAUUUAAAACGCUGAAGGGAGAUGAUUUCAGAUUGAUUUGUCGUAAGCGAUCAUUUCGGUACAGGGGGCCGCCUCUGCAGAAAUUGGUCUUUAAGGAAGGAAUCCAAAUAGCAGAGGAUACACAGGCUGCAGUAACGGCUGCCCCAGAGCUGAAUGGCUGAAGUUUAACAAAAGGGACUUUUCUACCAUUGGCACCAGAAUAGCUGGAACCUGAUCAUGAUUGCAGACUUUCUAAAGAACCUCCUUUAAGUAGCAUAAACAGCUUUAUACUAUACAAAACUUGUUCGAUACCUGGCUGUUGUGAAAUAUGUUGCAAUACACAUGGCUCAGCAAUUUACAGACUGUGCCUAGGUACUUACAUUGGCAGGGUGGUUCAGACUAGAAGGCUAACAACAUUCUAUCUCCUGCUGCACCCAGUUGGCUUGGGCGAUGUACUGAUGAGUGCAAUGGCAGCUUCAACCGGCAGUAUACCACAAGUGAAACCACCUCCAAACCCAGGAACAGGCAGCCCCAGCCUUGAGAUUGGGUGGAUGGGUGAAGGGUGCUUAAAAUCAGACAGGAUUCAAGAGGAGUAAUCGGCUUCCCUGAAAGGAAAGGACUGUGGUGCUGGAGAGGCUAGCGAGCGAUGCAAA